UAUCCACCUCGUGACGUACAUUGGCUGACAGCAACAAAAAAAGGAAAUGUGUAGCUAACGUUACUGCCGCAAGGAGCUUGAGCCGACGCUCGUCCGUUGGUGUUGGAUAUUUGAUAAUAGGCUAUUAAUAUAACCAACAGAGUAUUAAUAUUUAUGAAUGGCUUUAAUUUAACUAGCUACCAAAGAUGGUAGUUAACCUUGAGUCUACUCGGGAACUGAUUCAGCUCGUAAAACAGUGCUAAAGAGAAGAAUGCCUUUGCUGGUUCGCUAGCUAGCUAGCUAGCGUUAGCUAGCUUUCAGGAUGUGCAGCUGAACGCUAACCGAACAGGCUAAAUAUCAACGUACAAUGACUGCUUCUUGAGAGUACAGUCUCCCGAAAACGCUGCGAGAAAGGAGUGUUUUCUGUGUGCCUUUAGCUACCUCCGAACAGCGUCGAUACUGUUUACAUGAUGAAGAACUGCGAGUACCAGCAGAUUGACCCGCGGGCGCUGUCUGUGUCGCCCUCGUCCGCACAGAACCACACCGAGAAGAAAGUGCAGCGGUCGCGGAGGAAAUGGGAAGUGUUCCCAGGAAAGAACAGGUUUUACUGCGAUGGACGGAUCAUCCUGGCCAGACAGAGCGGUGUCCUUCCUCUGACACUGGGGCUUAUUGUUGUCACGUGUGGCCUUUUCUUUGCAUUCGAUUGCCCAUUCCUGGUAGAGCAUCUGACCGUCUUUAUACCUGUGAUUGGUGGGGUGCUUUGUGUGUUUGUGCUCAUCUCUCUGCUGAGAACCAGCUUUACAGACCCAGGCAUCUUACCUAGGGCCACCCCAGAUGAAGCAGCAGACAUUGAGAAGCAGAUAGAUACCUCAGGAUCCUCUACGUAUCGCCCCCCUCCGCGAACCAAGGAGAUCCUCAUCAACCAGCAGGUGGUAAAGCUCAAAUACUGCUUCACUUGUAAAAUGUUCCGCCCUCCUCGGACCUCCCACUGCAGCCUGUGUGACAACUGUGUGGAACGAUUUGAUCACCACUGCCCGUGGGUGGGGAACUGUGUGGGCAAACGCAAUUACCGUUUUUUCUACAGCUUCAUCAUCUCUCUGUCUUUUCUGACAUCUUUUAUAUUUGGCUGUGUCAUCACGCACCUUACCCUGCGUUCUCAAGAAGGUAAAAACCUUGUUCAAGCCAUUCAAGAGAGCCCUGCCAGUGUGGUGGAGUUGGUGAUUUGUUUCUUCUCCAUCUGGUCUAUUAUGGGCCUCUCAGGCUUCCAUACAUACUUAGUAGCCUCCAACCUCACAACAAAUGAAGACAUAAAGGGCUCCUGGUCAAGUAAAAGGUGUGCAGAGGAUUCUGGGAACCCGUACAGUUACAACAGUAUUAUAACCAACUGCUGUGCGACGUUAUGUGGCCCCAUGCCCCCAAGUCUGAUUGACAGAAGAGGUUUCCUGCCUUUUGAUGAGGCAAUCCCUGCUGCUUCGGCCUCGGAGAUGGAGCUGCCUCGCUUCGCAGCCAAGAAUGACGCACACAUGUGCACGCAGAGCACCAAGGAUGUGUUGGAGAGGGUGGUUAACUCUUUCGACUCUCAUGGCCUGUGCCCCCCUGGAACCCCUAAGACCACCCCUCUGGGCCUGGAGGUUUCCAGCAUGGCAGCACCUUCCACGGAACCUUCACCCUCCGUUGGCUGCUCAGGCCAGCACGCCCUCCAGCCUGUGGCCGCUCCUUGCCCCCCAUUCAGCAGGAGCAGCAAAAGGAGAGACUCGCUGCACUCCUUCAACCCAGCCUUCCGCCUGGCUUCUCCCUCCCCACCGCUGAGCCGCACCACAUUGAUCUUAGACGAUGCAACCGACGUGGGCUUCAUCCCGCUACCCUGAGUCCACCCAGUAACCAGAAGGAAACAGGAGGAGUCGUAGUGCACUCAACGCCACUCCGUAUCACUGGCUACAAAGGACCUUUUCAUAGUGGUGGUCACGCUGUGUGUUGCUGUUUGGUAUCUCAAGAUGUCAUUCUGAUAAGUUGAUUAAGCGUUACCUGGAGGGUUUUUAUGUUCUGUGAGUUUUAUCAACAUUGUCCUACAAUACUACACGUAUGUGUCCUUCAGGAUGAAGGUAAAUCUUAGUAAUACCUGGAAGCACAAAAGAGAGAUAUUUUUUUAACACCUUUUUACUAAGACACCCAGAACAUGCCUCCACACCUUCCACAGAACCUCAAGCCAUGCGUCACAGCCGCAGCGUUUAAGUUCCUGCUAAUAUAUUAUGCAACCAAGUCUUCAAAUCUGGGAAUAAUUACCAUAUGAGUGUGGAUGCAGGAAGCACAGAAAUAGAUUUACUGAACUGGCAUGCACUGAAUAGUGAGCCAUUUCAGGGUUAUCAACUCAAAAGUUGGCCUUACAUCAUAUCCCGUCACUUCCUGUCAUACAUCAUCUAGUGUCAUCAGGUGGAUCAGUUUGACAGGAUUCAGAUGAAUGAGCAAUCAGAGUUUAAGGAAGGCGCAGUUUUUAAAUGUUUGCGUAUCGAGGUCUUUGCUGUAUUUUGUAAUCGGUUGUGCAUGUCUUGUGUAUCAGAUGCUCUUCUAGGCUAAAUGGCAAACUUCUUUUUGUGAGGUGUAUCACUUGGAUACUAAGAGACUGUCCCUGAAAGACGUAACACUGAGUGAAUUUGUUCAUGUAUGGCUGGAUACUGAUGAUGAAAUAGCUCCUCCACAUAGUUUAUAAUAACUCCAUGUUGUUUAAUCUAAUUUGUUGGAUGUCAAAACAAAGUAUUUACUGUUCUACAAAAUCAAAUUUGCUGUUGCCCACCAAGACUUGGGUUGCAGUAUUGUUCUCUGACGCACUGUCUCCUAUUAAUGUAAUCUACUGGGAUGCUUUCAGUACGAGGGAGCAUCUGUUUUUUCUUUGCCUCAGGGCACAUCGACCAUACGUUGCCUGUCAUGAGUGUGUUGGUGGUUACAGCACAGACUCGACGUAUGGACUGUUUCAGUGAGAGUAAUGUUUCAGGAAUGUUGAUGAGGUCUCUUCAUGCUCCUUGUCAUGGCUGUGACCUUUUGCUCUUUUUACAGCAUGACACUUAAUCUAUGAUGGAGUAUACUGUAAAAACAGUAAAUAGCAGGGGGUAGUUUGUGCCACUAGGGGGCAGCAUGUGAAUGAGGAUUACAGCCCAGUCAAAGGACAAUUUAGUAACAUGAAAACCACUAGAAGAAAGGCCUUUUGAUGUUUGUAUUUAUUUUUUGAAAUUGAGCAUUGAAGCUAGUUAUAGUUGUGAAGAUUCACGUUGCCAUAGUCAGUGGGUCGUUCAUCUAUCAGUCUGCAUCGAGACCCAUAGGUUUGUGUAGACGUUUACAAGCAGUGCUUGUAUGAACAAACUUGUUUGUAUUUUGUAGGAUGUAACAGUGGAACUGUAACAUUUGGUCAAUAAAAAAAGUGAUCACAUUUU
Messenger RNA from Perca flavescens (yellow perch), 3404 nucleotides. It is a transcript of the gene zdhhc18a, whose product is annotated as zDHHC palmitoyltransferase 18a. The record is from RefSeq and is a predicted model, not a curated record. NCBI's taxonomy places the organism in Eukaryota, Metazoa, Chordata, Actinopteri, Perciformes, Percidae. The transcript has 9 exons. Gene Ontology annotation, biological process: peptidyl-L-cysteine S-palmitoylation; protein targeting to membrane. The coding region runs from base 447 to 1847 and encodes 466 amino acids. Gene Ontology annotation, cellular component: endoplasmic reticulum; Golgi apparatus. Gene Ontology annotation, molecular function: protein-cysteine S-palmitoyltransferase activity.